GCACUCCAGUGAUUGAUAUAUCGCUCAACUAGAAUGUCAACUGUCAUUUAUCAAACAUUUUUGAUUAUCAUCCAGUAGUUAAUAAGUAACUUUAUUUGAAAUAAAUUAUUUAGUCUAUUUGGCGAGUUUAUCAACAUGGAGUACCAUUUAGGAAGUGCACCACCUCUGUGGAAUAAUGGACCUAUACCGGGAAAAUUAUACAAUUUUCCAGGAACAAAAGCAACUCCGAAAACAUUCACUCAAUCUCCUGUAACAACGUCCACUUCAAUAAUAGCUAUUACAUAUGAUAAAGGAGUACUUGUAGCUGGAGAUUUAGUUGCUUCAUAUGGCUCAUUGGCCCGUUAUCGAAAUUGCCCUCGAGUUAUUCCCAUCAACCAAAAUAUUAUAUUAGGAGCAGGAGGUGAUUAUGCAGAUUUUCAGUAUGUGAAAAGCUUUAUAGAGCAAAAAAUUAUUGAUGAAGAAUGUAUUGAUGAUGGACUUAAAAUGAAACCCAAAUCUUUGUACUGUUGGUUGACGAGAGUCAUGUAUCAAAGAAGAAGUAAAUUAGAUCCGUUUUGGAACAACCUUGUUAUUGGUGGUCUACAGGAUGGUGUACCAUUUUUAGGAACCGUUGAUAAACUAGGAACUGCUUAUACAGAUAAAACAAUCUGUACUGGGUACGGGGCCCAUAUUGCUUUGCCUAUUCUAAGAGAAACUCUUGAUAAAAAUCCUGAAAUAACUUUGAAUGAAGCUAAAGAUCUUAUACACAAAUGUAUGGAAGUUUUGUUUUACAGAGAUGCUAGGAGUUAUCCAAAGUAUCAACUUGGAAUUAUCGAUAAAGAUGAAGGAGUAAAAAUUGAAGGACCCUUAUCUGUCCAACAAAACUGGGAUAUUGCUUUAAUGACAUAAUUUUCAUAUUUCUAAUGAUAUAAGGAUUGUAUUUGAUUUUUGUAAUUAUACAAGUCAAAAAAAGCAUUUUUUUUUUCUAAGAAUAUCAACUUUUACUCGGUAAUAUUUCCUCGAAAGUUUUCACUGGUAUAAAUAUUACAUUACUAUAUAUUUUCGCGAGCCUUCGAAUUUGCAAAAUCAUUAAUUAUUAUCAGACAUGCUUAAGAAGUUCACGCAACAGAAAAAUAUAAACAAUCUCACUGCAGUACGAUAAUACGAAGCUGUCCCUGUACUACAUAUGAUCUACUGGCUUCUGCAGUGAUGUAACGCUCGACCCUCCCACACGGCUUUUUAUUUGUGAUAUAUUAUGGUGCACUGAUUUGGACCAAUAACCAUGCCUCGUUUUUGUCUGGAAUGUUCACACACUGAUCAUUGUCUAGAUUUGCUAUUUGUCUUUGAUAAAUAGAUUUAUU
Molecule: messenger RNA, 1340 nt
Organism: Diorhabda carinulata
Lineage: Eukaryota; Metazoa; Arthropoda; Insecta; Coleoptera; Chrysomelidae
Gene: Prosbeta7
Product: proteasome subunit beta type-4
Exons: 4
Coding region: 136-888 (250 amino acids)
Cellular component (GO): proteasome core complex
Source: RefSeq, a predicted model, not a curated record